AUGGCAGCUCUCGACGCUUACUCCGGCAAGGAUGCGCUUCCGAACCAGGGAAGGCUGCAGCCUGGAGAUCCUUCUCGUCGUGCCUUCGCUUACUUCAUGAUGGGAACCGCAAGAUUCUUCUACGCCUCAGCAGCUCGCCUUGCCGUGCUCAAGUUCGUGCACUAUAUGAACGCCUCAGCGGACGUGCUGGCCCUGGCAUCCAUUGAGGUUCCUGUGGAUGGAAUUCCUGCAGGAGGAUGUAUCGUAGUCAAGUGGAGAGGGAAACCUGUCUUCAUCAAGAAGCGAACGCAGGAGGAGUUGGAUGACAUCAACGCGGUCGACUGGAAGUCAUUGAGGGACCCGCAGUCCGACAAGGCUCGUCGCAUCAAGGAGGAGGUUCUCAUCGUGCUCGGAGUUUGCACGCAUCUUGGUUGCGUUCCCAUCUCGAACGCGGGUGACUUCAAGGGAGGUUGGUUCUGCCCCUGCCACGGCUCCCACUACGACGCGUCCGCUCGCAUCCGAAAGGGGCCGGCCCCGCUUAACCUCGAGGUCCCUCCUUACGAGUUCAUCGAUGGUGACAGCAAGGUGAAGAUUGGAUAA
This is a messenger RNA of Guillardia theta CCMP2712, 579 nucleotides long. RefSeq lists its product as hypothetical. Bases 1 to 579 code for a protein of 192 amino acids. Gene Ontology annotation, biological process: mitochondrial electron transport, ubiquinol to cytochrome c. NCBI's taxonomy places the organism in Eukaryota, Cryptophyceae, Pyrenomonadales, Geminigeraceae. The transcript has 5 exons. The record is from RefSeq and is a predicted model, not a curated record. Gene Ontology annotation, molecular function: quinol-cytochrome-c reductase activity; 2 iron, 2 sulfur cluster binding. Gene Ontology annotation, cellular component: membrane.